Messenger RNA from Sander lucioperca (pikeperch), 956 nucleotides. RefSeq names its product chromosome 1 C11orf65 homolog (gene c1h11orf65). The coding region runs from base 82 to 924 and encodes 280 amino acids. The record is from RefSeq and is a predicted model, not a curated record. NCBI's taxonomy places the organism in Eukaryota, Metazoa, Chordata, Actinopteri, Perciformes, Percidae. Gene Ontology annotation, molecular function: protein binding. The transcript has 9 exons.
GCUAGGUUACCCAAUGUAAUAAUGUGUCAACCCGCGUUAAGAGGCAGCUUUUAAGUUAGACACUUUAUUACAGAGGAAGUCAUGGGCUUACAGGUAGACGGUCCCCAGGAGCCCCUACAGGAGAAACUGCAGCAGAUAGCAGCCAGAAUCAUUCAGAAGGCCUGGAGAGGAUAUGUGUACAGAGAGGUCUUCAAGUAUUUCAGAGACCAAAUCAACAGUUGCAACAGGCAGGAUCCACGAACGAUCCUCAAAACAGUCAAUCCUCGGGAGACAGAGUUGCUGGAUGCUGCUGCUGGCGUGUUCGUCAGAUUUCGACUCGGAGGGAUUACCUUUCCUCCCAACAUCUAUUACAAGAUCUUCACCUAUCGACCUAUCACGGAUGUGUGUGCCUACAGCCCGAAGGACUACACCAAGCUGGACCUUAAGAAGUCUGUGUACGGACAGACCAAGACCAUGCAGGAGGACAGAUCAGGAUGGUACCAGCGCAUGGAGAACAACAACUGGAGGCUCUACUGUAGCAAGAUGGUUCCCAUUAGUGAGCCCGUAGAGAUCAGUGCUAAGAAGAAAAUUGACUUUCACUAUUCCAGGUUGAAGCGGCAACAGGAUAUAGACAAGUUCCGGAAGAAGAAGAAAAUUGAAUGGAUGAAGCAGAUGUAUAACCAAGGCCGUCUGCAGACUGAAACGGUGCACGGACACAUGGAGACGCUGGUGGAGAAUUCAGCCCAGGAAGUGAUGGACUCCAUUGAAGAGAAAGAAGAUGAAGAGCUGCUGGCCUGGGCCAAAGCUCUCAACUUUGACGAGUAUAUGCAGGAGUGGAGCACCUUGGCCUGCAGUUACUUCUCUGAGCCAAGCAGAGAUGUUCAUUCAUAUCCACCCUGGUUAGAUCUCCAUGGGUUGGCUGCUGAGGCUGAUGAAGACAGUUAGGUAAACCAGAAUAAAAUAAUCUAAGUUAAAAA